ACGAACGAAGAAGAAGUCAACCGCCGGAUAUUCCGAGGAUCAAUAUGAAACAAACAAUACAUUCAGGAGGUUUUUGACUUUAACUUUCAAUAAUUGCUGGGAUUAUUACACAGGGACUAAAUGGGUGCAUAUUAUUGCGCCAUAUGUAAUCAGACAACAUUCUGCGGGAAGAAGAAACACAUCUUUGGAAAAAAUCACCAAAGCAGACUCAGAGUCGUUCUACUUAAAUUUACUGAAAAGGUCAAAGAAGCUCGACGAACCCUUAAAAGACCCCAAGUGGAAAAGUUUGAUUGCACUCAGCACAAGCAGAAGUUCUGGUGCUACUGCUGUGGUCUUGAAGUUGAACGGGACGUCACAGAUGACAACAUGACAGUGAUGUAUGGAGGCUUAUUGGAGCACAUGGCCACACGAGAACACAGAAACAGUACUUAUAAGUUUUGGUGGGACAACAAGGCUGACCCCAAGCUUAGAGAUAGAGUCUUAAUCACAGAGGAAGAAACUGAAAGGUUUAAGGCUGAAGUGGCAAAAGUUUUGGAAUCCUUUGUGGAAAAGGAAGACGAGUAUAUUAAGCAGCAAGCUGAUGUUAUCCGGGCCCAGGAAAAGCACCGCCAGGAGGUCUUCCAGUGUCUUUUAGAGCCCAAUGAAGAGCGGGAGUUAUCAAAUGGACCCAGCAGCACCGAUCCAUCGGUGGAGGUUUCUGUCAGUUCUCAGUUUCAGUCUCAAGUGUCGGAGCAGCAGGUUGGGAGCAGGUUUGACCCGAUUAUUGAGGCGCCCUGGACACUUGCAGGACGAAGCCUGACUUUUAUCGGUUAUCAGGAUUCAUCAAGCAGUGGAAAUGUGCAUACGGGAGCCGUUCCGCCUUGGCUCCAAGAAGAUCCACUAGAGGGGCCGUCUGGAGCAGCGGCACAGGCUGAGAUCGGCCCGUCACUCCAGGAGUUCCUCAAGCAAAAGGAGCAAGAAAAACUAAGGAAACUUCCUCCGAAUAGAGUGGGAGCCAACUUUGAUCACAGCUCUCAUACAGACGCCAACUGGCUUCCCUCUUUUGGUAGAGUGUGGAACAGUGGCCGGCGCUGGCAGUCCAGACACCAAUUCAGACAAGAGGAGGGGCAGAAGAAUAAACAGAAGAGGAAGCGGGAACAUGCCACCAGCGGUUCAAAAACAACAAAACCAGCCAAACAGGCGCCCAGUUCUGAUAUUUAAAACUUGAUUCCAUGCAUUAGUACUAAGGUUUGGAAUUAUGUUUCUAUGUGUUAAAUUGGUUUUUAUGCAGAAUUUUUGUGAAGCUUUCUUGCAGUGUAGAAACCAAUAAAACACUCCACCAUUAA
This is a messenger RNA of Xiphophorus maculatus (southern platyfish), 1325 nucleotides long. RefSeq names its product coiled-coil domain containing 84 (gene cenatac). The transcript has 11 exons. The record is from RefSeq and is a predicted model, not a curated record. NCBI's taxonomy places the organism in Eukaryota, Metazoa, Chordata, Actinopteri, Cyprinodontiformes, Poeciliidae. The coding region runs from base 121 to 1200 and encodes 359 amino acids.